UCAACAUAUUUCUCCGCACCCAAAACCCAUCCAGCGAACGGCACGGGAGGCCUAGUCCUAGAAUGAGCUCCUCCUCAACCGCCAGUUUAGUAGCAAAGCCAAUAGUUUUGUUCACAGUCACCAUCAGCAUCACCAUUUUCUUUGUGCUAUCUUCUCGACCAUACCCGUAUCUGAUCAAACCCGCCCCCGUCUCCGCCCCUAUGGCUCGGAGCUUCAUUCUUUGGCUUCAUGGGUUGGGCGAUUCGGGCCCGGCAAAUGAACCCAUCAAAACCUUCUUCACUUCUCCUCACUUCAAAAAUACCACUUGGGCUUUCCCUUCUGCCCCAUCAAAUCCUGUCACUUGUAAUUAUGGUGCUGUGAUGCCUUCAUGGUUUGACAUUCAUGAGAUACCUGUGACAGCGAAUUCUCCUAAAGAUGAAAGUGGUGUUCUCAAAGCCGUGCAGCAUGUUCAUGCAAUGAUAGACAAAGAGAUUGCAUCUGGAAUAAAUCCAGAUAAUGUAUUUAUAUGUGGAUUUAGUCAAGGAGGUGCCUUGACGUUGGCUAGUAUUUUGCUAUAUCCAAAAACUUUGGGAGGAGGUGCUGUAUUCAGUGGAUGGGUUCCUUUUAAUUCUUCGAUACUUGAUCAAAUUAAGCCCCCUGCAAAGAAGACACCAAUUUUAUGGUCCCAUGGUAUGGAUGACAGAACAGUACUCUUUGAAGCAGGGCAAGCAGGUCCUCCAUUCGUUGAGCAAGCUGGAGUAAGCUGUGAGUUCAAGGCUUAUCCUGGUCUUGGUCACUCAAUAAGCGGUGAGGAGCUGCGUAGCCUGGAAUUGUGGAUUAAAAGCCGUCUACAGAGCUCUUCCUGAAGGUAUAUUCAAAGAGUGGCAAGGUUGGCUGAAGAUUCUCUCAUCCUUAUUAUAAGCACAUGAGAGAAUCAACCAAAGGGGAAACGAAACAACAGUUGUUGAUGAUCAGGUAGGUACUUCAGGCCACCCUGUGAAAAGGGUACUCGCGCUCCGUAUUUAUUUGUCUACGGGUAGUUUCAGAUUUGGUAUCUGAGCUUUUGUGGCAUGGACGCAAGAGGCUGUUUACAAAUUUGGUUUGGUGGCCUCAGAUUCCGGGGACAGAGAACCAUGUCGGGCCCAUCCAUUAGGGAUUUUUACUCAUUGAUCAUAUCAUCAAUCACAAGUUUUUGUAUUUAUUAUUCGUACGACAGAGAUUCGCUCAGUUACAUGCUAAAUGGUUCUGAUGCCAAGGAAAAAUAUUUUUGAGUGACCUGCCUACAUCA
Coffea arabica (coffee) is the source of this 1267-nucleotide messenger RNA. Its product is annotated as probable carboxylesterase SOBER1-like. Gene Ontology annotation, cellular component: cytoplasm. Gene Ontology annotation, molecular function: carboxylic ester hydrolase activity; palmitoyl-(protein) hydrolase activity. Gene Ontology annotation, biological process: protein depalmitoylation. The record is from RefSeq and is a predicted model, not a curated record. Lineage: Eukaryota; Viridiplantae; Streptophyta; Magnoliopsida; Gentianales; Rubiaceae.